AUGUAUGGAAAAGAAGGUCGCCGUGUAGAAUAUCCUGCCUUUCCAUGUUCCACAAUCAUUUUGAGUAAUCCACCAGCUGCAGGAGAUUGUCAUGGUUGUCCCUUCAAACACCAGGACCAUCAGCUGCUUGCCCAACGGUUAGAGAAAGAUGGAUUGAAUAGGGAACAAAUAAACCAGGUUCUGAGUGGAGCACGUUCUAAGAGCAAUCACCUGAUUCAGUCGCACAGCUCACAAAUGCCUGCACAGAUGGUCAAGAAGGAGGAGGACUUUUCGGAUAGCGAACAAUAA
Cooperia oncophora is the source of this 288-nucleotide messenger RNA. Lineage: Eukaryota; Metazoa; Nematoda; Chromadorea; Rhabditida; Trichostrongylidae. The record is from the annotation of a GenBank genome assembly.